This is a messenger RNA of Sclerotinia trifoliorum, 5708 nucleotides long. Lineage: Eukaryota; Fungi; Ascomycota; Leotiomycetes; Helotiales; Sclerotiniaceae. The record is from the annotation of a GenBank genome assembly.
UCCGGGCGGUCAAAAGCGGCUAAACCUCGGCAAUCUUCGUCUACUAAUUGUCCAUACUCGCAAAGGACAACUGAAGCUCAUGAUAAACAUCAUGCCUCUUGGGAAAUAAUGGAAAUGGGCUUGGCGAUGCUCAUAUUGAAACUUAAUUAAUAUGACGGCGCAGAUGCUGGCCUCAGAGCUUGGAAACCUUAUACAAGAGAGCAAAAGAAAGCAUACAGAUCUCCGAAAUGUAAGUUCAGUUCCACGCGGCCGCGCUCUUUAAGUUGGCCCCUUUGCUGAUUCGCAAUAUCAGGCCGCGGAAAAGAGUCUGGAUGAGAUUAGGGGUCUGCGAUCAACAUCUGAAGCCCAAAUAGCUGCAGGUCAGUUUUUAGAAACAUGUUGUCAUCACUUAGUACGCUAGAAGUAUUCACUGAUGUACGAUUAGACCUCACUCAACGACCCAACUUCGUUACGCCUUUCCUCAUUGCCUGCGGAACCAAAAAUGUCAAGUUUACUGGAAUUGCGGUCGUUUGCCUUCAAAGAUUAGUCGUGUCACGUGCACUUCCCAAAUCGAGGCUAAGAGAAGUUUUGGAGGCAUUGCGAGAAGCUACAUCAGCGGGUCUGGAUGUGCAGCUGAAAAUCCUCCAGGCGUUGCCGUCGCUUUUGCAGAAUUAUGCAGAUGAAUUGAAGGGGGACCUCUUAGCUGCAGCACUCAACAUAUGUUCCAUUCUUCAGGCAAGCAAGAAUGGCAUUGUGCUUAAUACAGCUGCUGCUACCCUUCAACAGUUAGUCGUUUCUGUAUUCGACAAGGUUGUGGCAGAGGACAGUGAGUUUCCAAACCGGUUACCAAAGAAAAACUAGCAGCUAAUGAUGGGAUAGAAAUUGCUUUAGAAGUGCCCACCAUUGGCGAAGCACCAACUGGCGACGGAGUCAUCCAGCUGCGUGCUGCUGCCCUGGAUGCCUUUAGGGUUUUCAACGACAUAUGCUUGUUGACGGAAGCCCAAAAACCUCAAUUUUUGAAUUCCACUGGUCUUCCGCAGACGUUUGGGCUCGAGCUGAUUGAAUCUGUCUUGACCAAUCAUGCCGAUAUAUUCCUGUCACAUCCCGAGCAAGCAAAUAUACUAAGAGUCCGAGUUAUGCCAUUCAUCAUUAGCGCACUCUCAGAGAAGUUGAACUUUGCAGUGACUGUUAGAACCACAAGAAUCCUCUAUACACUUCUCAGAAGACACUUGAGCAUUCUCUCUUCUGAAGGCGAAAUGGCGCUCGGUCUACUCACCCACAUGCUUGACCAUGAUACUGCUCUAUGGAAGAGAUCACUCUGUAUGGAAAUAUUGAGAGGCAUCUUUGCCGAAGCAGCUUUGAUCAGAAGAAUAUUUUUCAUGUACGAUGCCCGAGAAGAGAAGAAAAAUAUCCUACGAGAUCUCGUUGCAGCUUUUGUCAGAGUCAGCACGGAAAAGCCUGCCGUUAUUGGUCUUGGUCAUCAAUCUACUAUCCCGAUUGCUAGCCAGGGUAGCACUUCAGAUCAAGCAAUGCUUGAAGCUAGCGGAGUUCCUGGUAUCAUCAGUAGCACGGUAAGUACGACUGAGCCAAGCGCUGGUGUCAGUGCGCAAUGGAGUACAAUGAGAGUACCAUGCAUUGAUCAGCUAGACAAGACGGAUGCACCAUCGAUCCCCGAAUCUUACAUCUACAGCCUCACUCUUGCAUGUAUUAGUGGAUUCUCCGAAGGACUUGCGAAGUUCAUACUACCCCUGACGGUACCUGAGCGGCCUCGAAAAAAAGGCCCCAGGCAUUCUGAAAUCGAUUCAAAAGCUUCUGAUUCUCGUCCUAGUACCCCUGAUAUAAAACCAAUCGAGAGGAAUUCGUCUUACAAAAAGAAUCCCAUCCCCAUCAAUCCAUUAACUCUCGAACAUCAUCAUCUAUUUCAAGAGGUCAAGAUUUGUGCCGGCAUCGUGGACGAAUGCUGGCCCGCAAUCUUGGCAACUUGUUCAACCUUUCUCUAUGCAGCGUUAGAUCAAGAAUAUUACCACGGCUUGGUUAGAUCAUUCCAAAAAUUCACUCAUGUGGCCGGACUUCUACGACUUGCGACACCUCGAGAUGCCUUUCUCACAACCCUAGGAAAGGCGGCAGUACCACCUAAUGUCUUGACAGCCACGACGACUCAAAUUCAAAGCCCAACGACGCCAACGGUGGACUCGCCUUCUAGCUCGAGCAUUUUCAACAACGCAAGAGGUCUCUUAAGUGUUGAUAGUUUGGUUAGCAAUUCGGAACGAAAUAAGCAUGCGCCCAUAGAUACAUCCAGUCCGACCCUCAACACACGCAAUUUACUUUGUCUUCGCGCACUAUUGAAUUUAGGGAUUGCAUUAGGACCCACACUCGACUCUGCAUGGGUCAUUGUUCUUGGUACGUUGCAGCAAGCUGAUCUGGUAAUAUUUUCCAGUGCCAAGUCCGUCAGAACUCCCACCACACAAAGACCAGAGAGUCAGGAUAUUAAUAACACCUCUGCAUUAUGGGCGAACUUUGGUACCGAGAUUAAAGCGGUUGAAACAGCUGCUACUAGGUUACUAGAAAGUACUGUUGAUUUCCCUAAUGAGCCAUUUGUGGCUGUUGUCUCAGCUCUCUGUGAUUUGUUCAGUAAAGAAGAAAUUCUCAAGAUAUCAGAAAAGCCAGUACCUUCUAGCCCAUCAUCUCCUGAAACAAGGAGGCCAUCUUACGCUCAUAAAAAGGUCCAUAGUAUUGUGACAGCACCAUCUACUCAGAAUCAAGAGGACCUAUUUGCGCUGGCGAAGUUGGGUGAUAUUGCGAGCAUCAAUAUUGAUAGAUUAACGACACAUGAGCCCCACGCUAGCGGGUGGCAGAUGCUAACAUCAGAGUUGAUUUCUGCCUCUUCUUCCCUCACUGCAACACCUUCUGUUAGACUAAGAGCUGCGGAAAUUCUCGUUAGGAUCGUGAUUGAAGCCGCAACUUCUACCCUAGCAGACUCUGAAGUUCGACGCAAUGUCAUACAAACCAUGCUACUUCAAGCACUGAGUCGUGCCCUGGGCCCACUGCAAACGGAAGAGAGACAAGUCACUGUGGCUAUACAUUCAACGGAUGUCGAAGUCCAUAAGGCUAUUCUUGAAGGCCUCAAAAGCAUUCUAGAGCAAUGUGGAGACAAGCUAAUCAGUGGUUGGGACAUCGCAUUCGAGAUCAUUGGAAGUGUCUUUAUGAAGUUUGACUCCGACGCAAAAAUAACCGCUACUCGAUCUGCUAAAUUAGUUCGCUCUGCUUUUAAUUCCCUCCAGCUCGUUUGUUCAGACUUCCUUUCAUCGCUACCCAAUUCUUGCUUUUUGAUACUCGUCGACACUCUUUACCAUUUCUGUACACAAGAUGAUGAUCUUAACAUUUCACUGACGGUAUAAAUCAUUCCUGACACUGUACUUUCACUAUUUCUAAUAAUUUUUUAGACUGUCACCUUCUUUUGGGUACUGUCAGAUUUCAUUUCUAGCAGAACCAGCUCCUUUUCGCUUAGUCCUGAUCUUAUCGAAGAUUCAACCGAGGACGCUCUGAUAGGAAAGGCAUCUGGUGAUGAUCGUGCUGUUUCAGAUGCAGCUUUAUGGAUGCUUCUCUUACUACGCCUUACAUCAGUUACGGCAGAUGAAAGACUAGAGCUCAGAAAUAGUGGGUCCAAACAUUAUUAGCCAAGUACUUUAUCUAACAUUGAUGUAGGCGCAAUUCAGACAUUACUAAGAAUCUUCGAUGCAUAUGGGGAUCAACUCAGCGCUGUAGCAUGGUCUAUGUGCCUGAAAUCAGUCAUCUUCAGAUUAUUGUCUUUGAUAGAGGCACAUCUGCAAUUUAUUACUGACCCUGAGCUUACUGUAUCUAAUAAGGACAAAACAGGAUGGAUUGAGACUACUGUUGUGGUUUUGAGUGGCAUUACCAAUUUGUUGGCCGACUAUCUAGAUGUUCUGACUAGCCAUCCCACGUUCGAAAGCUCUUGGAAAAUCUUGUUAGAACAUUUCAAAACAAUGCUAGCUUUCGAGAUUCUUGACAUCAAUACUGCUGUCUUCAAGGCUUUACAACAAAUUCUUUCCCGGGGAAAUGUCAAGGAGGCCACGAAAACCAAUUUCACGCGCAUUACGAUCGACUUGGCAUGGGGCCUUUGGUCUGAUUCUUUGCCUUCAGUAAGAAUCGAUGCGUUUGAUAAUCGCGUCGACAAUCAAGGUUAUCUGGUUGCUUACGUGUCUGCUCUUCCUGAGAUUUACCGUCUUGUGGAGGAUGACCUUGAUGCUGAUCGAGUCAAACGAAUGCUUACGCUACUUCGGGAAGCUAUGCAACAAGCGAAUGCUUCUACCUAUUCCGCAGACAUUGAGCAGCUCACACCAUUACAAUCCCAGGUAUUAGAGUCGCUUAAGAUGAUUCGCACUGAUAUUGAGGGAGUUCCCGCUACCUUGAUUAGUCAGGUUGCUGAAUUCGUAGCGUUGGCUUUCGUGCCAAAGGAUAAUACUUCUAACGUCCAGAGGCCCACGUACAUAGCUUUGUCUAAAGCUUCCAUGGUUUUAUCGGAGAAGCUCAUUAUAUCACAUUCCUCGGAGCCAGACAUCUACACCAGCGGUGCAGUAUCUUCUUCCUUAGCCGCGCUUGCCAAUCCCAUUGUCUUGAAGUACUCAUUUCCUAUAAUAUCGAAGAGUAUAUCACCAUGGCGCCAAGCAACAAUAUCAGCACUCGCCAUUCUGGGCGCCAUUUUACCGAUAAUGCCAACUAUCACUUUGAAUGAGGAAGCCGUCCGAUCUAUAUGGACGUCGAUAGUAAGCAUAGCUAUUGGAAUCACCUCUGCAGAUUGUGAUUUUGCAAACAAAACAGUUAAUAUCAAAGAUGAUCAAGAGUUCGACAUUGCAUCAUUCCUAACUUUGCGCGAGCUCAUCACUCCCGCUCUUGGCGCCCAAGUUAUACCGGACCGAACGCGUCGCACGUACACGGAGUCACUUUUCCACAUGUCCAUCAUCCACCCCGUACAACCCAGCGAGCUUCCCCAGCCCAGUCAGGAACUACUAGCCACAUUGUACCAAACUCGCAAAGGUUGCACUGUUGAUCCAAUCUCCUCCCCUCGUGCAAAAAUGAGUUACGUUUGCUUCGAUGAACUCAUCUCCCUCGUCACACUCAACGAUGGCUCUGUACCACGCAUUAAGCUCGCUCAAGCAGCUGCGCCAUACUUGAUUCUCAGAUGUGGCCUCGUUCUUCGUGCGUACAUUGCUGAUCAACCGCUUCGUGGCCGCAUGCCGCAGCCAUUAUCUCAACGCAAAGAACUUUUAUACAUUCUCAAGAAGCUUGUAGGGUUGAAAUGCGAAAGCGAGGCAAUUCCCGACACACCUGGUGUCGAGAGUGAGGGGAAAAAACAUUUACACAGAUUGUAUCCAUUGUUUGUGAAGACCAUGGGCGCGGCGGCGAGAGAUCAGGAGGUCUUGGAGUGGAUUGGGAAGGCUUUGGAGGAAGUAGGGAUGGAGUUUGGCCUUUGAGGCGGGGGACUGUGACGUCUAACAUAGGAUGAGAUAAAAGUGGGAAUGCACAUUAGAACAGGUUUAGAGAGAUGGCGUUAGUGAAUGAUUUUUGUUACUUUUUCGGUUGGGACAAAGUAGUGUAGAACCAUCUUUGGCUUGAAUUAGACCUGUUUUUGUUGCCUUUCAUCUCUCUGGAUCAAACAUCGAGGGGUUUCAAAAUAAUUUUAUUGGAGAUUUUAAAGUAUUUGGGUUUGC